UAGCGGCGCAGUGGGAGGACUAUCCCAUGCCAGGACUUGUGGCGGCUGCAGCGGCGGCCCGGACUGGAGGAAGUGUGUGUGUGUGUGCUGGGGGGGCCGAGCCGAGCUGAGCAGCAAACAGCAGCAGUUGAGGAACCGAGCAAAAGGCUUCCAUUUUAUCACCGACAGCCACAGAAAAGGCCGAGGAGAGGAGAGGAGAAACCCGGGUCCAGCUGAGAGCACAUUCCAGCAGAGGGAAAUGAGCCUCUCAGCCUGCACUAAGCCUGUAUGACGGGCUGAGGGCUUCUUUGAUCAGGACUUGAGCCCGAACUCCUUCUUCUGUCUGCAGCUCUGACUGACAAAGGGACACAGAGGAGGAGGAAAAAAGGAGAAGCAAAGUGCUCGCUUUCAGUUUGAAAAGGAAGUCCUAAGAUUCAAGAUGGAGGAGGGGUAUGAACUCGACCUGACGUAUAUCACGGAGCGCAUCAUCGCUGUGUCCUUCCCCCGGGGGUGCACGGAGGAGAUCUACUCUCACAACCUGAAGGAUGUCACGCGAAUGCUCAAGUCCAAGCACGCAGAUAAUUACCUGAUUAUCAACCUGUCAGAGAAGAGACAUGAUCUCACUAAAAUGAACCCCAAGACUCUAGAUACAGGCUGGCCGGACAUGCACGCACCACCUCUGGAUAAGAUCUGCACUAUCUGUAAAGCCAUGGAGAGCUGGCUCAACGCCGAUGCCCUUCAUGUGGUGGUUAUACACUGCAGGGGCGGCAAGGGUCGAAUCGGUGUCGUCAUCUCAUCCUUUGUGCAUUUCACCGACGUAUCAGCCAGUGCUGAUCAGGCAUUGGACCGCUUUGCGAUGAGGAAAUACUACGAUGAUAAGGUCUCAGCUCUGAUGACACCUUCGCAGAAACGGUACGUUUGGAUCCUCAACAGUCUUCUAAGCGGAUCCAUGAAGAUCAAUGCCUCUCCCUUGUUCCUGCACUGCGUCAUCCUCCACGGGAUCCCAAACUUCGACGCCACAGGAGUAUGUCGUCCAUACAUCAAGGUUUACCAGGGAAUGCAGGCAGUGUAUUCGUCUGGAAUCUAUCACAUCGGUCCCAGCCACAGAGACCGUGUAUGCAUCACACUGGAGCCAGCCCAGCUUCUAAAAGGAGACAUCAUGAUUAAAUGCUAUCACAAGAGUGACGUAACUUCAGAGCGUGAAGUUAUUUUCCGGCUGCAGUUCCACACGGGAGCAGUGCAGGGCUACAACCUGAUGUUUGAAAAAGAAGACAUGGAGACUGCCAACAAAGAUCCCAGAUUUCCAGAUUAUGGCAAAGUGGAGCUGGUGUUCUCAGAGGGACCAGAGAAGAUCCCAGGUGCAGACAGGUGGCAAAAUGGGACGGAUGUUAUCGUGGACUACAACACAGCAGAUCCUCUAAUCCGCUGGGACUCCUAUCAGAACCUCUGUGAUGGUGAAGCGCCACGCUCUCAAGGCCUAACCCAGGACAAAGCGGCUACAAAGAGGAGCCCCGGCGGAGGAGAGGUGACGCUGGGCCGAGGGGCCCGCACGACCUCCGCCACCUCCAGCCCUGACCACAGCGACCACGCCCUCUCUGUCAGCAGCGACUCGGGCCUGUCCAGCACUUCUCUGUGGGCAGACAGACCCACGCCUGUCCCCGCCACCACCACCACCAUCAGGCCUAACCAGGGCCCCAGCCAGCAGGAGAAGGUCCAACUGAAGCGCCUUUUAAGUGGCUUUGGUCUUGAGGACCCCUCACUGGGGGAGAUGGGUGAUCAAGGCCCCAGAGUGGGCAUCCAGCACACAGUCCCAGCGCAAGUGCACAUCAACGGAGACCCCAGACCCCGAGAGAGGGAAACGGACAUCCUAGAUGAUGAGGUCAUUACGGGUCAUGAUCUGCACAGUGUGGACAGCUUAGGGACCUUGUCGUCCUCCUGCCACAAGAGCAGCCAGAACUCCCUGCUGUCAGAUGGUUUCGGUAGUCCUGGAGGAGAGGAGCAGCAAAGCCAAAGCCAGCACCACCUCCACCACCCUGCGCCCCCUCCUCUGGAGGAGUAUGAGAGAGGUUAUGCUGAGGCAAGAAGGGGCUGUAUGAGCUCCAGGAGCAACUCCGUGGCCUCCGCUAUUCCCAGUUGCGCCCCCAUGCCCAAGCAGCAUGUCUACAGACAGGGAAGCUAUUCCACACAGUCCUGGGUUCGCCAGCAGCAAAUGGUCGCCGCACAACAGUUUAUCUACAUGCCCGAGGAUGGAAACGAUACAGAGAGAUACCCAGGGAACAAGCAAGGAGGCAGUUCCCCCAAAGCAAGCGUGCCCUCUGAACCACAGGGCCCUACCAGGGACAUGACAACAGAUCCUCUGAGGAACACGGCGCCCCACAAGGAACAGGCGACGAUAAACAAUAACAACAACAACAAACGUGACGAGGAGUUCAAAUCUCUAACAAAAGACAUUGACAACUCCAUCGACCAGCUCAACCAGCUAAUCAUGGACCUGGAUCCCUCAUUCAUGCCGGUGGCGAGCCAAAGCAGCAUCAAAAGGAACGGCGGGACACACGUGAACGGCUCAGUCUCCAAAUGCCCGAACGGCAUCAAUCUAAGAUUCAACGAUAAUAAUGCAGCAAGCCUGAAAAACACACAGCAGACAGCUGUCCAGUCCAGUGAAGGGCGCGUGGGUGUCACGCGGAAUCUGAGUCGUCAAGGAAGCGAUGUCACGGAUCACCCAGGCUUCUGUAACUCAGGGUGGAGCGGGCCAGAGGAGUACAGGGGUCAGCGGACGUACUCCCCCUGUGUGCCACAGUCUCAGCACCCCAUGUUGUACAGGACUGACAGUACUGACUACAGGGCCCAGGGCCCAGACAUGGACAGCGGUGUCGAGGCCGGGAGUGACAUGACUCCACCCACUCCCGCCUUCCCCAUCUCUCCACCAACACCUUAUGUCAAAACUAUGUCGGAAUUUACUCACCUCAGGCAAACAACAGCUCCAAGCAUGCAGUCUCACGGAGGCUACAGAACAGACCACGAUCCCCGGGGGUAUCCAGAGAUGAUCAGUCAUGUUGGAGUUGACGGUUUACCAGACUCCUCCAUCAACUGCCACAGGGCGCUAAGUGCUACACACUCUGCCUCAAUGGUUGGGACCCUUAAGUGGACAGACAGUUCAUCCACAAACCAGCCCUGGCCAGAGCAUCCCGUCCUGAGCCGCCACUCGUCCCUGAGCAGCUACCCCUCUACCAGACAACCACCGCCGCACUCCAUGUCGCUGGACUAUGGCCACCACUCUCCUCCCCUGCACCACCCCCACAUCCACCCUGCCCCCAACGCCCACAGCUCGCCCCGAAGCAGCCAGCGAAGCCGCAUGGCUCGCUACGCUCUCAGCCAUAGUCCCGCUCAAAGCUUUGACGAGCAGGAUGACGCAGGUCUCGGCUAUGGCACAGACUGUCCAAACACUAAUCUGCUGGGGAAUGGAGGCAUGGACAGGGAACUUUUGACCUCCAUGGAUGGGCAUAAUCAGUUGCAGCUGCCCCAGAUGCUGCAACCCCCACUUCUGCCUGAGAAGAAGAGGACAUCAGAUGGAGAGCAUUCGCUGGGAACAGCGUCCCCAGCCCUCAGUGGGUUCUCGAGUCCCCACAGUGGGAGCUCCCUGAGUAUCCCCUUCCCCAACGUUUUGCCUGACCUCUCAGCUCAGGCGCUGGGCACGGCCUCACCUCUGCCAGAUGUUCUGGCUGUCAAGCAGGUCACUGUAAAAUUUGUGCAGGACACAUCAAAAUUCUGGUACAAGCCAGAUAUCUCAAGGGAUCAAGCCAUUUCAGUCUUGAAGGACAAGGAGCCUGGUUGCUUCAUCGUGCGGGACAGCCACUCAUUCAGAGGGGCUUAUGGACUGGCAAUGAAGGUGGCGACUCCCCCACCCUCAGUCCUCCAACAGACCAAGAAAGGAGGUGACCUGUCGAAUGAGUUAGUGCGCCACUUCCUGAUUGAGUGUACACAGAAAGGAGUGCGGUUGAAGGGUUGCCCCAAUGAGCCCUAUUUUGGAAGCUUAACUGCUCUGGUCUGCCAACAUUCAAUCACACCACUGGCCCUGCCCUGCAAACUCAUCAUACCUGACAGAGAUCCUCUUGAAGAUGUUGUGGAGACUACCUCACAAUCUGUCACCAACUCUGCUGCCGAGCUGCUAAAACAGGGUGCAGCCUGUAACGUGUGGUACCUGGGCUCCGUGGAGAUGGAGUCGCUAACAGGCGUCCAGGCGGUGCAGAAAGCCACCACUAUGUCUUUGAGCUCCAACCCUCCACCGACCUCCACUGUAGUUCACUUCAAGGUGUCCUCCCAGGGAAUCACCCUCACUGACAACCAGAGGAAGCUGUUCUUCAGGAGGCACUACAAUGUUAAUACGGUCAUAUAUUGCGCAUUGGACCCUCAAGAUAGGAAGUGGAAAAAAGAUGGCUGCCCUUCAGCAAAGAUCUUUGGCUUUGUGGCGAGGAAAACUGGCACUUCCAUGGACAAUGUGUGUCACCUAUUUGCGGAGCAUGACCCAGAGCAGCCAGCAAGUGCCAUUGUCAACUUUGUUUCCAAGGUGAUGAUCGGCUCGCAGAAGAGUAAGUAGGCCUGGACUGAGCUGAGCUGAUCACCUGGACAGACUUUUACCAAGAAGGGCUGAACAAAGGACUAAAUGUAAGGAUUGAAGAUGGUGACGGUAACCCUGGAUAUUAACUGGAUAUUACGUACAUAAUGACAUUACAUCUUUCAAUAGCAACGUAUGAAUCCCUUUUAUGCUGUUAUUUUAAUUUCCUGUAAAAUGAACCGAGUAAGAAAACAGCAAAUUCAUAAGUGUAUCCAACUGUCAUGUCUUACACAGUUAGAUUUAUUCUCAUCAUAUUUUAAGUGCAUAACACAAAAGCUGCUCUUUUUAAACGUGUGUGGCAUUUUUAUGGACGAAUCAAGAAAACCGUACCUUGUUGCAUGUAAGUUUUUUAUUCUAAUAUUUAACCAAAACAAACUUCAUUUAAGCUAUUAACAUAUUGUAAAGUUGUAGUCAGUGUAGAAGCACCUCCGGGCUGCAUCUGUCCAGCAUGCAGUAUUUUGUUGUGGAGUUUAAGAUGGUGGGAAAGCAGAGCAGCAAGUAUGUAUAGUUUGUUUUGUGUUUCUGGGACAGGCUACAUCUCGUACAGGAUUAUCUUAUUUUAUCUAUGCAAUGUAAAUUUUUAUUUUUUUAAACCACGCCUUCUGUACAUGCGCAGCAUGAAUGUGGCUUCUCUGAACCUGUUAAAUAAUUUUCUUCUUAAGAUGUAUGUGAAUAUGACCACUUUUAAAGCGACAGUUUAGUAAAAGUGUGCGUGUGUGUUGACAUGAGAGAAAGCAUAGAAAAAUAUUUUAAUUAAACCCUAAUAUAUAUACA
Messenger RNA from Epinephelus fuscoguttatus (brown-marbled grouper), 5365 nucleotides. RefSeq names its product tensin-3-like. The record is from RefSeq and is a predicted model, not a curated record. Gene Ontology annotation, biological process: dephosphorylation. Lineage: Eukaryota; Metazoa; Chordata; Actinopteri; Perciformes; Serranidae. Bases 419 to 4573 code for a protein of 1384 amino acids. Gene Ontology annotation, molecular function: phosphatase activity; protein binding. The transcript has 27 exons.